This is a messenger RNA of Naegleria fowleri, 2229 nucleotides long. RefSeq lists its product as uncharacterized. Gene Ontology annotation, biological process: transmembrane transport. The coding region runs from base 1 to 2229 and encodes 742 amino acids. The record is from RefSeq and is a predicted model, not a curated record. Gene Ontology annotation, cellular component: membrane. Gene Ontology annotation, molecular function: transmembrane transporter activity. The transcript has a single exon. Lineage: Eukaryota; Heterolobosea; Eutetramitea; Acrasida; Naegleriidae.
AUGUCCUCUCGGAAUGACAGUUUUGACAACGAAGAAGAUGAGAGAGAGCUCAUUUCCAGCUCUGCACAAAAGGAGCCACACCUUCUUCAUGAGACCACUACCACUCGAGACCAUGAAUCAGUUCAAUCCUCCAAUCAUCAUCACGACUACGACGAAGAGCAAUCAUCACCGCCACCGCCACCACGACCUUCAUCAACAACAACACCUCAAGAAGAAGAAGAACAGAAACCACCUCCAACUCCUCUUCCUAAAUUAUCCAUUCUCAUGAUCUCCCUAUUAAUUAUUGCUGAAGCGGUUGGUUUCAGUAUUUUAUAUCCGGUCGUUCCGUUUAUGGUGAGAGACUUUUUAUUGUUGGAAGCACAGCAACAACAACAAAUACAUACAAAUUCUACUUCAAUAGGUCUUUAUAGUAGUAUUAGUAGUAUUCGUUUGGGAAAUAUUCGUUAUCAUUCCUCUUCCUCAUUCCAUCAUUAUCCUCAUUACUUAUUCCUUCCAAAGAGUUCAUUGUUUUUCAUUUCCGAGAACAGUAUCAAUUUUGCAAGUUUGAAAAGCCUUUUGAAUGAGUCCUCGUCGUCGUCGUCUUCUCAUCAUCUCUCAAACAAUUUUGUCGGCAACAUUCCAACCUUCAUCCCUUAUUAUGAAAUUUUGAAUCAUAACAUUACUAUGAAUAAUUAUACGAAUCAAACCAAUCAUGAAAUUAGUAUUUCUGAGGAACGAGUGGGUUUAUUGGUUGGAAUUUUAGCAUCAGCCUUUUCAUUGGCACAACUUAUUUCUAAUUGGUUCAUCUCUAGAGCGAGUGAUCAUGUUGGACGAAAACCAUUAUUAAUGUUUGGUUUAAUUACAAAUAUUGUGUUUCUUUCAUUAUUUUCAAUUUCUAGGAAUUUUUGGUAUGCUCUUGUGGUGAGAAUUGUUCAUGGAUUGUUAAAUGCAAACAUUCCCAUUUACAAAUCAUUUCUUGUGGAUAUCACAGAUGACAGCAAUCAACAGAAAGCAUUUGUAAUUGUUUCCAUUUUGUGGGCUAUUUCCAAUGUCGUGAGUCCUGGAAUUGGAGGUUGGUUAUCGAGACCAAGUGACAAAUGGUCUUCUUUGUUGGGAGGUGAAGCCAGUUGGUUUCACAAAUUUUUUACUCAUUAUCCAUAUGUUUUGGCGUUAAUGGUACCCAUUCUUAUGAACAUUAUAACUCUAGUUUUGAAUGUGGUAUUCAUGAAAGAGACUCUGGUUAAGAAGUCAAAAUUUGCACAAAAAUUGGAUGAUUUCUAUAAUGCUGUGCUUGUGAAACUUCGAAUUAGAAAAUCUCAAAAGAAAUAUCAAACUGAAGACGAAGAAAACAUGUCAAACUCAGUUGAUGGUGACACCAGCAUGGAUAUGGAUGAAAUUGACAACUCAAGGGACAAUAUUUUGAAUGUAGGAGCAUCUGAUCCAACUCUUGAGUCUUCGACAGACAAUCUCUCAAAAGAAGACUCGCUCAAGAAACAAUCUGUUGAAACAGUUGAAGAAGUUUCUGGCGAUGAGAAUAGCAUGCUUCUUCUGUUGAAAGAUAAGACUGUUGUUAAGGUGGUCUUUUUGUACAUGUUUCUUGCUAUUGCAACAAGUAUGAUGGAUGAAAUGAUGCCUGUCUAUAUGAGCAAUUCAGUACAGAAAAGAGGUCUUGCAUUUGACUCAUCUGACAUUGGAAUUAUUCUAUCAAUUGGUGGUUUCACAUCUCUAAUUAUGCUCGUUAUUUAUCCCAAGAUGGCAAACAUAGUUGGAUUUUUGUGGAUGUUUAGAAUUGGUUUGGCUAUUUAUGCAGUGAUUGCAACAGGUCUAACAUUUAGUUCAGAGUUGGUUCGAUUCGAGUUUUCUGGAUGGUUUGUUUGGAUAUUUGUGACUGUCUGUGUGUUUAUUAAGGCAUGUGCUCAAGAGGUGGCAUAUACUGCCCAAUUCAUGUUGGUAAACAAUGCUGCACCAUCACCACGACACAUUGGUAGUAUCAAUGGUCUCGCUCACAUUGUGGCUUCUCUUGGUUGGAGUAGUGGACCAAUGUUUGCAGGGCUCCUGUUCAAGUGGGGAUUGGAUUGGGCUGAUCAAAUCUACGCAGCAAACCCUACCAGCUUUUUUGGACAGGUUCCUCUUGUUGACAAGCUCAGCUUCUUUGUUUGUGGCUUGGUUUGUUUGAUUAACUUUGCACUUUCGCUUACUGUCCCCAAGUGGAUUGUGUUGGGACGGAGAUAUGAAAAGGGAUCAAAAUAA